CAAGAUCCACACCCCUAUGGAGUAUAAAGGGGAGCUGGCGUCCUAUGAGAUGAGGCUCCGGCGUAAACUGGACCUAUUUGCAAAUGUAGUGCAUGUGAACAGUCUACCUGGGUACAAAACCAGGCACAACAACCUGGACCUGGUGAUAAUUCGGGAGCAGACAGAGGGAGAGUACAGCUCUCUGGAACAUGAGAGUGCCAGUGGUGUCAUUGAGUGCCUGAAGAUAAUCACACGCGAGAAGUCCAACCGCAUCGCCAAGUUUGCCUUUGACUAUGCCACCAAGAAAGGACGAUCGAAGGUCACUGCUGUCCAUAAAGCCAACAUCAUGUAAGUAUAGAGUCUAGGGGU
Bombina bombina (fire-bellied toad) is the source of this 348-nucleotide messenger RNA. Its product is annotated as isocitrate dehydrogenase [NAD] subunit beta, mitochondrial-like. NCBI's taxonomy places the organism in Eukaryota, Metazoa, Chordata, Amphibia, Anura, Bombinatoridae. Gene Ontology annotation, biological process: tricarboxylic acid cycle; isocitrate metabolic process. The record is from RefSeq and is a predicted model, not a curated record. Bases 17 to 331 code for a protein of 104 amino acids. Gene Ontology annotation, cellular component: mitochondrion. The transcript has 3 exons.